This is a messenger RNA of Humulus lupulus (European hop), 804 nucleotides long. RefSeq lists its product as uncharacterized. The transcript is spliced from 3 exons. Bases 1 to 804 code for a protein of 267 amino acids. Lineage: Eukaryota; Viridiplantae; Streptophyta; Magnoliopsida; Rosales; Cannabaceae. The record is from RefSeq and is a predicted model, not a curated record.
AUGGAUGAGAAGAAUGUAGACAUUGACGAUCAUGCUUCUUGGCCUGAGGCUAUUGAAUCACAUUUUAUUAGUCUUCUAUAUGAAGAAGCCAAAAAAGGAUGGCUGAAAAUAGAAAAUGACAUAUUAAAUUCUUUUGGAAAGAGAUAUAAAAUGCCUCAAUUGAAAUCCAAAUUCAAUCGGUUAAGAAAGGCACAUCGUGAAUUUUCUCAUCUUUUGGAACAAACUGGUAUGGGAUGGGAUCCUCAAACAAAUACUGUUACAGCAAAUGAUGAAAAAUAUCCAAAUGCGAAAAGAUUUCGAAAAAAAGGAUUGCAACAUUAUGAGAUGCUUGGAGAAAUAUUCAAUAAUACAACAACCACUGGUGGGAUGAGUUAUGCCUCCACUCAACUUCCGCCUUCUUCAGUUGAAGAACGCCAACAAGAGCGUCAUUUUGUUGGAACUGGAGCACAUAUUGAUGUUGGUUUUGAAUUUGAUGGUGAUAAUUAUGGAGAGGAGGAAGAAGUUACUGGUGUACGUCGUCGAGCUACUGCUGCUCCACCAGAUGCACCAAAACCAAAAGAGAAAAAGAACAAAGGGGCCAAUCCAUCCAUCGACCAUGUGAUGGAAGAACUUGCAAAAAGUAUUUCUGCUAAGAUUGAGGCAUCACUAGUACGGAGUGAGACUAUGCAUGGUAUUCCAAAUCUGGAUAACAAAAUAUACCUCAAAGGGUUGCAAGAGUUUGUAGCAACCCCAGAAUGGCGUGGAAUAUUCAUGAGAAUGAAUGAGGAGCGUCGUCGUGCUUAUCUUGAUUCAUUGAUGGGGUGA